AUGGCAUCCGAACCUCACAGCCACGACCACGGUCACUCACAUGAACACGACCACGGUCACGGUCACGAUGAUGACCAUCCACACGAGCACCAACAUACGUUCGGCGACCCGCCCUCAGACGGCUGGCGACACACUGGCGUGACCGUUGUCCCCGCAAACAGCCUGGACUCAAACACCGCACAAACGCCUGGUAUGCAACGUGCUGCAGCUAUCACUGCCGCAAGGACGCACGGCCGGGCUCAGAAGCUGUGGGCUGGUACGGUGAAGAUUCACCCCAACGCAAAGACAGGUGCCCACCACCACGGUCACCUGGAGUCCAUCAUCUACAUCGUCAAAGGCAAAGCGCGAAUGAGGUGGGGCGAGAAGCUCGAGUUCGUCGCAGAGGCGGGCGAGGGCGACUUCAUCUUCGUGCCACCUUAUGUCCCUCAUCAGGAGAUCAAUGCCGAUGAGAAUUCUGAGCUGGAUUGCGUGCUGGUACGGAGCGAUGGGGAAGCGGUUGCGGUCAACUUGCCUGAUUUGGAGCCUGUGGAAAAACCAGAGUCUGUUGCAUGGAUUGACCCGGUUGGAAAGAGCGUUAAGUUCCUCCCGGAUCCGGCUUCGACGAGCAAGCUGGAUUUGACGCUGGAGCUGGCCUUGCGAACCGAAUCGAGCGAUCCCAAGCCUUUCGGCAACGCGACUUUGGACAAGUACGACAUGGGUCUCGCCACGUAUGCUACACGAUUUGGUGCCAAGGGCGGCAAGCCUCCACCAUCAGCAGAUGGACAGGCGUGCAAGCUCGGGAGUAAGGUUGAUGUAUGGAGCGAGCUGUACUACUCGAUGUGGAAGCAGACUGCUUCAUGGACAGUCGCUCAGUUGUGCGGCGCUACUGCGAGAAGAUCUCCAGAACUAGGCCCAGGUUCCCGUGGCCGCUAG
This is a messenger RNA of Cyphellophora attinorum, 912 nucleotides long. RefSeq lists its product as uncharacterized. NCBI's taxonomy places the organism in Eukaryota, Fungi, Ascomycota, Eurotiomycetes, Chaetothyriales, Cyphellophoraceae. The transcript has 5 exons. Bases 1 to 912 code for a protein of 303 amino acids. The record is from RefSeq and is a predicted model, not a curated record.